AUGAACCCCGGGGGUCCGUCGCCGCUUUCUUUGGCGGGGGAUGCGGAGCUUUCAGGUUCCUAUCCGGCCGGCAUCGUGGUCGACGCGUCCUUCCUCUCCACGUUCGUGGCUUCCUUCUUCGUCAUCAUGUGCUCGGAGCUUGGCGACAAGACGUUUUUAAUCACGGCGCUACUGGCCAUGAAGGAGGGCAACGCGGUCUACGUCUUCAUCGGCUCGAUCUCCGCGUUGUGGCUGAUGACGGGUCUGAGCGCCGCGGGAGGCGUGCUGCUCCCCACGCUGCUCUCGGCCGAAGUCACGCACUGGAUUAUGAUUGCCAUGCUGACGAUCUUCGGCGUGAAGAUGCUCAUCGAAGGAUUCUCUACAGACGACGGCGAAACCGGCGAAGAAAUGUCGCGUCUCGAGAAGGAGCUCGCCAUCAAGAAGGACUCAGAGGGGACUGAUACGGAGAUGAAAACCCGCGCCCAAGAGAAAGGCGCCGAGGACGCUGCCGGCUUGUCGCACCUCGACGGAGACGGCCCUCUAGCUCGUGAGUGGACCCAGGUUGCGCCGACGGAGGACGAGGAAGCGCGGAGGACGCUCAAGAGCGGCGAGGCGACCGCGCGGGACGUGCUGCGAUCGCCAGAGACGGCGUCGCGAGGCGUGUUGUGUCGAGCCGGAUGCGCCGUUGCCGCCGCGAUUUCGUCACUCGUGAACCCGGUUUUUCUGCAAAGCUUCGGGCUGACUUUCGUCGCUGAAUGGGGUGAUAGGUCCCAAAUGUCUACGUUCGCGCUGGCCGCGAGCCGAAACGUGGCGGGAGUCUUUGCGGGCGCUGCGCUGGGACACGCCCUCUGCACAGCGUUGGCGGUUAUCGGCGGAAAAGUUCUCGCCGCACGCAUCUCCGAGCGCUUGGUCUUGCUCGCUGGAGGCGUGAUGUUCAUCCUCUUUGCCAUCUUCGGUGCGGUCUUGGACGUGUGA
This is a messenger RNA of Besnoitia besnoiti, 954 nucleotides long. Its product is annotated as putative membrane protein C17G8.08c. The transcript is spliced from 6 exons. Bases 1 to 954 code for a protein of 317 amino acids. Gene Ontology annotation, molecular function: metal ion transmembrane transporter activity. The record is from RefSeq and is a predicted model, not a curated record. Lineage: Eukaryota; Apicomplexa; Conoidasida; Eucoccidiorida; Sarcocystidae.